UUUACACCGGAAGUACAUGUGUUGUUUUAGGGUAUCACUUCCGGCUGCUGCUGCUCGCUUGUUCUUGUUGUUGUAAAGAGUUGCUACAACAUCGCUGAGCGACCAGAGGAAUAGUCUGCGGAUAAAAAUACAGCAAGAUGGGGAAAAAACACAAGAAACAUAAACCGGAGUGGAGAACAGUUGAUGGCUAUGAGGACAAGGCUAGUGAGAAACCCCUGAAGCUUGUGCUGAAAGUUGGAGGCAGUGAGGUGACAGAGCUCUCUGGUUCGGGCCAUGACUCCAGUUACUACGAUGACAGAUCAGACCAUGAGCGAGAACGCCACAAAGAGAAAAAGAAGAAGAAGAAGAAAAAGUCUGAAAAGGAUAAAGACAAAUAUGUGGAUGAUGACGAGAGAAGACGGCGGAAGGAGGAAAAGAGGAAGAAGAGAGAGCGAGAACAGAAUGAAUCAGAGGCAGGAGCUUCUACUGCUGCCAACACUGGUGUGCCUGUUGAACCUUUCACUUUGCCAAAAAAUAUAAGUAUCGGAUUAGAGCCGGAAGAGAAGAAAAAGAAGAAAGAGCGAGAAAAAGAUCGAGAAAGAGAUCGAGAAAGAGAGCGAGAAAGAGAGCGAGAAAGGGAUCGAGAAAGAGACCGAGAAAGAGAUCGUGAAAGAGAGCGAGAAAGAGAGCGAGAAAGAGAGCGAGAGUUUGAGCUAGAGCCUGAAGAGGAUGAGUUUCACCCCGAUGACAAGUCAGAUCCAGAUCAGCAAGGAGACAGGCCGGUCCGAGCAUGCAGGACACAACAAGAGAGUGAAUCCACUCCUCGUCAACAACUGCUGGAGCACUUUCUUAGGCAGUUGCAGAGGAAAGACCCCCAUGGAUUCUUCUCAUUUCCAGUAACGGAUGCGAUUGCUCCUGGUUACUCAAUGAUCAUCAAACAUCCUAUGGACUUCAGCACCAUGAAAGACAAGAUUAGAAACAAUGACUACAACACGGUUACAGAAUUUAAGGCGGAUUUUAAACUGAUGUGUGACAAUGCCAUGGUGUACAACCGACCGGAGACUGUCUAUUACAAGGCUGCCAAGAAACUGCUCCAUACAGGAUUCAAGAUGAUGAGCAAGGAACGGCUGGUGGCUCUGAAACGCAGCAUGUCUUUCAUGCAGGAAAUGGACUAUAACCAGCAGGCAGCUAUUCUGGGAGAUGAAGACCUUGCAGCGGACAUACCUGCUCCAGAGAUAAUCCCCACCCCAGUGGAAUCAGCUAAGAAGUCCAAGAAACAACCAGCCAAAGACAGUGAAGUCAUCAGUUACCUGUUUGAACCAGAGGGGAACGCGUGCAGCUUGACUGACAGUACAGCAGAGGAGCAUGUCCUGGCACUCGUUGAGCAUUCUGCAGAUGAAGCUCGAGAUCGGAUCAACAGAUACAUGCCCAACUCCAAGAUGGGCUAUUUGCGUAAAGAGCAAGACAGUUCUCUUCUAUACACUGUUGUAAAUCAGCUUGAUCCUGAAGCAGAAGAAGAGGAGACUCAUAAAGUGGACCUUAGUUCUCUGUCAAAUAAGCUUCUGCCUGGAUUAACAACCUUGGGUUUCAAAGAUGACAGGAGACACAAAGUGACGUUCCUGAGCAGUGCCUACAACACUCAGACCCUUCAGAAGAACUCCGUAUUUCCAGACCUGCUACCUGAUGAGGUGGACACGCUCUAUACAGCCUAUGGAGAUGACACAGGGGUACAAUGUGCUCUCAGCAUACAGGAGUUUGUCAAGGGUUGCGGAAAUGUCACGAAGGAUUGGGUCGACAGGCUUCUGGACAAGAUGACCGCAGACGAUCACACUAAAGCUGUCAGUCAAAUCCGAGAGAAAAGAAACAUCACGCUAAAACCUGAUGAAACCAAAUCCAACAUCUGUGACAUGCAGAUGACAGACGGCACUGGCCUGGGAGAGAGUGGCUCAGUCCUGGACUUCAUGUCGAUGAAGAACUAUCCUGAUAUGUCUCUGGAUAUAUCCAUGCUGAACUCAUUAGAUAAAACAGUGAAAAAGGAGCCGGGCAAUGAGGAGGGCCAGCAGCACUUUGACGAAGCAGACAAACUCCUGCAGGAGUUCCAGGAGGCUCAGGUGGACAGAGUCGGCUCCAGACCCUCGUCCAACCUGUCCUCCCUCUCUAAUGCCUCAGAGAGGGACCAGCACCACUUAGGGAGCCCGUCACACCUGGGCGUCGGGGACCAGUCUGAAAUGGUUCAUGAUCCCUACGAGUUUCUGCAAUCUCCAGAGCCAGAGAGCGCAGCCAACAGCUGACCACACACACUGCCAUUUUCUUAUCCUGGUGUUAACAGCACUGGGUACCCGGUCUUGGACUGUUCAAACACCGUGGAGACAGCAGGAGCUUCUGACCUGUGUUAAAGACUGAAUAUGAUUUGUACAGAGUGUUUGUAGUGUAAUUGUAUGGUUUUGUAUGAGUGCAAUAAAUAAAUACUUGCACCUGUAUAAA
Molecule: messenger RNA, 2463 nt
Organism: Sebastes umbrosus (honeycomb rockfish)
Lineage: Eukaryota; Metazoa; Chordata; Actinopteri; Perciformes; Sebastidae
Gene: brd9
Product: bromodomain containing 9
Exons: 17
Coding region: 138-2270 (710 amino acids)
Biological process (GO): regulation of transcription by RNA polymerase II
Cellular component (GO): nucleus
Source: RefSeq, a predicted model, not a curated record